UGCACAGGCGGAGGCGGGGCUUGCUGUGUGUUGCUCCAACCUCCCUGCUCCUCUGUGUAUUUUUUUAUUUUUUGGGGUGUCUUGUUAAUCUCCGCGUAGCAGCCGGGGAAAGGGAGUAAAUGGAAUUGGCGCUCUGAGAUCGGAGUACUGCAGCCCCCCCGGACAAGUGAGAGGAGAAGGAGGGGGGCAGCCAAACAACCCCCCCUUCCCAAAGUGAAGCCAGGAGAAGGGGAGAGAAGAAAGAGAGGAAGAGAAAAAAGGAGAGAAAGUGGGACUCCAAGGCAGGGAGCCGGCGACUUCUGGGGAACAACUUGUUGCAAACAGAUUUGCCAAGUGAGGAAUCCGCCUCUCACUCCCCGCCGGGACUGGAGGAAGCAAACGCACCGUGCCUCGCUCCUCGUCCCCACAGCCGGGCGCCGGGGUCCACGUUCGCCGCCGAGGGGAGAUGCCAUUUGGACCAUGUAACAUCGCUACCAGGAGUUGAGGCCGCCCUUUAACAUAACCAUGAAGCUGGCCGAGCGACUCGUGUGCUGGGUCAGCUGCCUGGUGAUCUCCGGGACUCUCCAGCCCGGCGCGGCGCAGGCAGUGUGCGCUGGUACUGAGAACAAGCUGAGUUCUCUGUCUGAUCUUGAGCAGCAGUAUCGUGCAUUGCGCAAGUACUAUGAGAACUGUGAGGUAGUCAUGGGCAACCUGGAAAUCACCAACAUUGAACACAACCGUGAUCUUUCCUUCCUCCGGUCUAUCCGAGAAGUCACGGGAUAUGUCCUGGUAGCUUUGAAUCAGUUUGAGUACCUCCCGUUAGAGAACCUACGCAUCAUUCGUGGGACAAAACUCUACGAGGACCGAAAUGCCUUGGAGAUAUUUCUUAACUACAAAAAGGAUGGUAAUUUUGGACUCAGGGAACUUGGCCUGAAGAACUUGACUGAAAUACUGAAUGGAGGGGUAUACGUUGGCCAGAACAAGUUUCUUUGCUACGCCGACACCAUUCAUUGGCAGGAUAUCGUGCGUAACCCACGGGCUUCCAACUUCACUUUGGUUCCAACAAAUGGCAGCUCAGGAUGUGGACGAUGCCACAAGUCCUGCACAGGCCGAUGUUGGGGACCCACAGAAAACCACUGCCAGAGCUUGACAAAGACAGUGUGCGCAGAGCAAUGUGAUGGACGUUGCUACGGGCCGUACGUCAGUGACUGCUGCCAUCGGGAAUGCGCUGGAGGCUGUUCCGGACCUAAAGACACUGAUUGCUUUGCCUGCAUGAAUUUCAACGACAGCGGAGCGUGUGUCACUCAGUGCCCCCAGACUUUUGUCUACAAUCCCACCACCUUCCAGCUGGAGCACAACCACAAUGCCAAAUACACCUAUGGAGCUUUUUGUGUCAAGAAGUGCCCACAUAACUUUGUGGUAGAUUCCAGCUCUUGUGUCCGUGCCUGUCCCAGCUCCAAGAUGGAGGUUGAAGAAAACGGUAUAAAGAUGUGCAAACCCUGCACUGACAUUUGUCCUAAAGCAUGUGAUGGCAUCGGCACAGGGAGUUUGACGUCCGCUCAAACCGUUGACUCCAGCAACAUUGACAAGUUCAUAAACUGUACCAAGAUCAACGGGAACCUGAUCUUUCUUGUCACUGGGAUUCAUGGGGACCCCUAUCACACAAUUGCAGCAAUGGACCCAGAGAAAUUAAAUACUUUCCAAACAGUCAGAGAGAUAACAGGUUUCUUGAAUAUUCAGUCAUGGCCGCAAAACAUGACAGAUUUCCGUGUGUUUUCUAACUUGGUUACUAUAGGUGGAAGAGCCCUAUAUAGUGGCCUUUCCUUACUCAUCCUGAAGCAACAGGCAAUUACCGCUCUACAGUUCCAGUCGCUGAAGCAGAUCAGUGCUGGCAACAUCUACAUAACUGACAAUACCAACCUGUGCUACUAUCACACCAUCAACUGGACCAGCCUCUUCAGCACGCCCAACCAAAAGACAGUGAUCCACCACAAUAGAAACCCUGAGAACUGCACUGCAGAGGGAAAGGUGUGUAACAACUUGUGCUCAAGUGACGGCUGUUGGGGGCCAGGGCCAGACCAGUGUCUGUCCUGCAAACGCUUCAGCAGAGGAAGGACCUGUAUAGAGUCUUGUAACCUUUAUGAUGGGGAAUUUCGAGAGUUUGCGAAUGGUUCUGUGUGUGUGGAGUGUGAUCCCCAGUGUGAGAAGAUGGAAGAUAACAUGAUCACAUGCUAUGGGCCGGGACCAGACCACUGCACCAAGUGUUUCCAUUUUAAGGAUGGCCCCAACUGUGUGGAAAAGUGCCCCGAUGGCUUGCAGGGGGCAAACAGCUUCAUUUUCAAAUACGCCGAUGAGGACCGUGAGUGUCACCCUUGUCAUCCAAACUGCACUCAAGGGUGCAUAGGCCCCCGUAUUGAGGACUGCAUCGGCCUGAUGGAUAGGUGUAGAGGUCCCACUAGUCAUGACUGCAUUUACUAUCCAUGGACGCGCCAGUCCACCUUACCACAGCAUGCUAGAACCCCCCUGAUUGCUGCAGGCGUGAUUGGUGGACUCUUUAUCAUCAUCAUUGUGGGUCUGACGUUUGCCGUUUAUGUUCGGCGGAAAAGCAUAAAAAAGAAGAGGGCCUUGCGGAGGUUCCUGGAGACGGAGCUGGUGGAGCCCUUGACCCCAAGUGGCACAGCACCCAACCAAGCACAGCUUCGUAUCCUGAAGGAAACUGAGCUAAAGCGAGUCAAGGUCCUUGGCUCUGGGGCCUUUGGAACCGUGUAUAAGGGUAUUUGGGUUCCCGAAGGAGAAACAGUAAAGAUUCCUGUGGCUAUUAAAAUCCUUAAUGAGACGACUGGUCCCAAGGCAAAUGUGGAGUUCAUGGAUGAAGCACUUAUCAUGGCAAGCAUGGAUCAUCCACACCUGGUGCGAUUACUGGGCGUCUGCUUGAGCCCUACUAUUCAGCUCGUCACUCAGCUGAUGCCCCAUGGCUGCUUGUUGGACUAUGUUCACGAACACAAGGAUAACAUUGGCUCGCAGCUCCUGCUGAACUGGUGUGUCCAGAUAGCCAAGGGAAUGAUGUACCUGGAAGAGAGGAGACUGGUUCACCGGGACUUGGCAGCCCGGAAUGUCUUGGUAAAAUCACCAAACCAUGUGAAGAUCACUGACUUUGGCCUGGCCAGGCUCCUGGAAGGCGAUGAGAAAGAGUACAACGCUGAUGGAGGGAAGAUGCCAAUUAAGUGGAUGGCUCUGGAAUGUAUACACUACAGGAAAUUCACCCAUCAGAGCGAUGUUUGGAGCUAUGGUGUCACUAUCUGGGAGCUUAUGACCUUUGGCGGAAAACCCUACGAUGGAAUCCCAACACGAGAAAUUCCUGACCUGUUAGAGAAAGGGGAACGGUUGCCCCAGCCUCCUAUCUGCACCAUUGAUGUGUACAUGGUGAUGGUGAAAUGCUGGAUGAUUGAUGCUGACAGUCGGCCUAAAUUCAAGGAAUUGGCUGCUGAAUUUUCUAGAAUGGCUCGAGACCCUCAAAGAUACCUUGUCAUUCAGGGUGACGACCGUAUGAAGCUCCCGAAUCCAAACGACAGCAAAUUCUUCCAAAAUCUGCUGGAUGACGAAGACCUGGAAGAUAUGAUGGAUGCUGAGGAAUAUUUAGUUCCUCAGGCCUUUAACAUCCCUCCUCCUAUCUAUACCUCCAGGGCUAGAAUUGACUCCAACAGGAGUGAACUUGGACACAGCCCUCCUCCUGCCUACACCCCUAUGUCAGGAAACCAGUUUGUGUACAGAGGCGGCGGCUUUGCUACAGAACAAGGAGUGCCUGCGCCAUACAGAGCUGUCAGCUGCAUAACUCCGGAGGUGCCAGCCAUCCAGGGGGCCACGGCAGAGAUCUUUGACGACACUUGCUGUAAUGGUACACUACGGAAGCAGGUGGCCACCCUCGCACAAGAGGACAGCAGCACUCAGAGGUACAGCGCUGACCCAACAGUGUUUGUACCUGAGCGGGGCCAACGGGGCGAGCUGGAUGAAGAUGGGUACAUGACUCCGAUGCGAGACAAACCCACAACAGAUUACCUGAACCCAGUAGAGGAGAACCCAUUUGUCUCCCGACGAAAGAACGGUGAUCUUCAAGCUCUGGACAACCCUGAGUAUCACAGCGCCCCAAACGGGCAGCCCAAAGCAGAGGACGAGUAUGUGAACGAGCCGUUGUACCUCAGCACCUUUGCUAAUACCUUGGAAAACGCGGAGUACCUGAAGAACAAUGGGCUUCCUUUGCCAGAGAAAUCCAAGAAGGCCUUCAACAACCCGGAUUACUGGAAUCACAGUCUGCCACCACGAAGCACCCUCCAGCACCCGGACUACCUGCAGGAGUACAGCACAAAAUAUUUUUACAAACAAAAUGGACGGAUCCGGCCCAUCGUGGCAGAGAACCCUGAAUACCUCUCUGAGUUCUCCCUGAAGCCUGGCACUGUGCUGCCCCCGCCACCCUACAGACAUCGAAACACGGUGGUGUAGUGACAUCAGUAUUACACAAGUAGAGAGGCAACCCCUUCUAGCCGCCAGUCUCUCUUUCUUUCUUUCUCUCUCUCUCUCCCUCUCUGUCUCCCGUGAGCUUCCUCUUUUUGCCAGUUCACUCACUUUGAUAUUUCCAAGUAGAAGGACACCUUUGAGUCAUUUGCUGAUCAGGUUAGGAACCUGGAAGGAAAGAAAGAAAGACUAAAUGAAGGAAUGAAAGAAGGCCAAAAGCUGGCAUUUCUCACCUUUCACAGACCCUGAGGGUCAGAAGGUCAGACGAACCAGUGAAUACCAGUAAAGGCCAGUGGCAUGUUGGCUGCUGUCAAGUUAGUUCUCAGUGAUUCAACUCAGAUGCUGUAGGGGAAGUCACACAGUGUCUGUUUCUAUCAGCAGGAACUGAGGAAAGCCUAUUCAGCAUUCCUGGAAAUCGCAAUGCAGUUUCCAUUAAGGGGGGAAAAAGGACAAUUUUUAUAUCACAUGUGAUAGCAUAAUAAUUGAGAUUGGAGAAGCCAGUUUCUUUCUCUAACACUUUCUAUCCUGGCAACUGAAAACAGCUAACCCAACUUUUCAUAACCAUUCAGUUCUUCAUCACAGCCAUCAAAGAAAUAACUAAUAAAUUAAAAAAGGAGGAGACUUUGUCUCUGGCCAGUCCCCUCUUCUUAGCCACUCCCACACUUUAAUCCCAUUUCCUAACAGCAAAGACUUUCACUCAACGCUCCUGUGCAUGACAGUGCAAUUUUUUGGUAUGUGUCGCCAUGACGACAAGUAUUUUCAACACAAGAAUCCCGUCAGGAAAGAAAGAAAACACAAAAAGCUGAUAUCCUCCAUUGAAGCGAAAAGAGAGGCACAGAGCCUCACCUUCAUGUUUUAUACCUACUUAAUACAAACAAAGUACCCAUACAACUUCUCCUCUCUUUCUUUUUGCUCAUCGAUUAAAGUAGUUGGGGAUGCAGUAGGCAACACUGAGGACAAGACAGAAGGAGGAGAGUUUAAUCGGUUCAGGAAACCUGGUGGUGGUCUUAGGGAUGGCCCACUAAGGAGUUCUUUAAACUGGAAGAAAGACACUGGAGUGGAUAAAACGCACAUAGCAGUUCACUGGAAAGUUAGUUUGCACUUAAGCUAUGAUUUUAUUUGUCCUCGCUCUGGACUGUUUUCUGGAUUUUGAAUGAAGCAAUAUGGAAGCGACCAGCAAAAUAAAAUAAUUUUAAAUUAAAAAGUGAAAUUAUAUAUAAAGGACGACUUGUGGAAAUGCCAAAAUGAAGCAAGUCACGUCUUUGGAACAGUAUCCGCUGGUUCUGAAAGGCCAGUAUAUUGACUACUUCAGAGAAUACAGUGAAGGAGUAACCAGUUCAAACGCUGCUGCACGAAGGAAAAGCAGAGCAAACAGUGAAGGGGAUUUGGGGAGAAGAAUGGCCAGGUCUGGCUUGGGGCCCAGCAAGGACUAUAGUUUUCUAAAAGGAGGAUUUCUCCAUCACAUAAGCUGGUACAUACAAGGUUUUUAAAGUCAAUAUGUGCAUGACACACACAGCUUUCAGUCAAAAAUGUAACUAAUGAGUCAAUCUCCAUGCACUUAUUUCCCUUUUGUCAACUUCAGCUUUCACAGGACCUUUGGUUUAUCCCCCCAUGGCUAAAAAUAGUUCCAGCCAGAGUUUUUAAAUCAUUUUAGCAUCAAAAUGGAACACCACAUGAAGUGGAAGAGAAGAAUGGGGAUGGUGUCUUGCUUUCGAUGCACUGUGUUUCUAGUUGUUUAGGCUUUUAAAGAAAAGAUAUCUAUCUAAUUAGACUCAAAUUCUAGGAGGGACAACAAUAUUCCAAUGUAUGCACUUUAGUACUAUUGAAAUGAAGGCCCUUUGGAUGAUGGAACCCAGCAACAGGGGUGAACAGUCUGGAAGCAAUGCAUAUUUUCUCUUAAAUCCUAACAUUUUAAUGGACAGCCACCAUGAGCUUUGGCGAGCUCCCUGCCAUAACCCUGUCAGGGAGAUCUGACCUCUCAAAUUGAAAGAGGCAGACUGGAGAGUAAGCCCCGACCCUCACCCUCAGUCUGCCAUUUUAAGUUAAUUUUAGGAGUGGAUGUCAUGCCGUGUUAUACAAGCAGCCAGUGAUUGCUUCAUGAGGUGACAUUACAUAAUUGCCUGACCCCUCCCCUCCCUAUUCCCAGGGCCGCCAUGCAAUAAUUACUUAAUUGUCUGUGCCGUAGGCCUUGCUAGACAAAGUCAGCUCUGGGCUGGAAAGAGACCUUAGAUUUCAAACCUGGGUUCUUAGUGUUGUACUUUUAAACAGAAUUUGUGGCUGGUCCCUACAGUGUCCAUCAAGAUUUCAGGUCAAGGCUGGCUCAGCCAAUGGGGCAUUACUGAAUUAGGUGCUUCAAGUCAAUUUGAACCAGCGGAACUUAAUUACCAGCUGCUGUGCACUUAUUAAGCCCAUAAACCUUGUAUGUAGAUAAAUGGUUUAUAAACAAGAACAAAAAGUCUUUGCUGCUAUUAAAAGGAGGCCUAGUGGCCAUGUGGCCAUGUAAUAAAUCAGUUUGUUGUGACAGAAUGAAAUGAACAGCUGACCAUUAAAGCAGGAUGGAUGACCACAGAAGCGCCAUGCAUCUGAAAGAAGGUCUGUCUCUGUGGAGAGGUCUCAUCUGCUCUUGAUGCCUUCCCAUAACUCCCAGUGAGGUUAAUGGGAGAUACAGGCAAGCAUUAGGGGAAAUUAGACCCCCUCAGACCUUCAGAAACAUAUGCCAGUGGGAACAAUCAGAGUGCGUAAUAUUAAGCCUCUUGAAGUGAGAAUGGACAAAUAAAAACACUCAUCCCAGAAUUUUAUCAUGUUCCUUUUGUGACUCAGAGAAAGCUUAGAAUAUUAAGGAGGAUGUGGGGGGCGGGAGGCUUGAUCGCCGUCAUUGAACACAUGUAAGAGAAGAGUAACGUUCUAAUGGAAAUCUACGUAUAGGUUGUGUAUUUGUGAUUGGAGCAGUGCGCUAAAAGACUGACUGUGAGAGAAAUGUGCACACCUUGAAAAUAUUGAAGGCAAAUCGCUAUAAGGAUUUUAGAAUCCAUCUGCUAAUGGAAGGUAGAACACCUGUUUGGGUUCUUUGAUAAUUCAGUAACAUCAACAUUAAAAACAAGCCCCGUUUAAAAAAAUGAAGUGUAAAUAUGGUUGUUCUUUAACAGUUUAACUCUUUUGCCCAAAAGUGUUUUAAGACUUAUUUAUUUACUUUUUUAAUUGUUGAUUGUGGCUAAAAUAUACCAAGUCACAUGGAAAUACAGCGGCUCCUUGCAGGGAGCAUGAAACCCAGAAGCAGGCUCACAAUUAUAGGCUGAGUAGUGGCAAAUGUGUCUUUAAAAAAAACCAAACAGUUAAUACAACAAAUGUAAAUGCAGCCUGUGAAAUGCAAAGUAACAAAUGACAUCCAUUUAUGUAUCCUGGGUUACUGGUUUGGGUUAGUCCUGUUGCCAAAAAUUGUCUUUAACAAUUCAUUGCUCUGGGUACCAUCAGAAUUGACCUAAACAUCUAGGUAUUGACCUAAACAUCUAGAUUCUUUCUUUUUUUUAACCUCAAGGGAUGAUUAACCUCGACCUACAAAGUCAAUAGUAUGUUUUGUUACAUUCAGGCCAAAUGUUUUCAACAGAAAAAUCUAGCUACCUUCUGAUCCACCCGCCUGUAAAAGCCAAGCACUUCCCAAGAAUGAAAUAAAUAAAUCUGUCACUGCUAGGUUUAAUUUUAAUUAUGGUAAGGGGAGGCCACAGAUCAUGACAGAUGUUCUUUUUUUUUUAAUUAAAUCAUUUUUUUCUUUGGAAAGCAGAUGCUUUUCAUCAAAAAUUUCAUUUAAACUCAGUUUUUCCAUGAAAAACAAGUUUUGACUGAAUUUUUUUUGAUCACCUAGUCAAAACUCAAGUGCUAUUCCUGUCCCUAAAAAACACAGUCCGUUUUUAAUGACUUUAUAAGCAUAUUUUCCUAUUUUGAAAUUAUUCUUUGUCCCCUAUUGCUGGAGCACAAUGAUUAAUUUUUCAGGGGAAACAAACAGUGCAUGUGCCAAGUAUUGUCACAGGCAAACUGAAUGAAAGAUGAACACGCUGUUGGUUUUGUUUUGUUUUCAGUCUCUUUCCAAGCUCGGUGUUACAUGUAACACUAGUAGAUAAACAAAUUUUAGACAAAAAAAAAUGUGAUUUUUUUUUUGAUUGUGUGAAACACCAUUGGACUAGACGUCAAGUCAACCGCAUCCUUUUAAUUAUUUGGGAGGAAUGGAAUUUGACUAGAUUGUAAAUUGACAGCAUCCCUUGUAACACAUUUCUUUUAAAUUGACAAAUGCAAAAGAUUCUUUAAAUCAAGUUUUUUUUCUGGUCAGUGGAAAUUACCUCGUUAAGUUAGAAAACAGUGGAAAUGACCAGAGCCUUAGGUCAAGAGACUCAGAUCUACUGCAUUGCUGCAAGGACUAACCUCAGACCAGAAACCUUCCUAAUUGUGUUGAGAAACUCUGUGUUAACACUGCCAGAUAUUUUGCAGCUUUUAAUUGACUGAUACCAUCACCUGACUGCACAAGUUGCAGCCCGGUCAGCGUGUGCCGUUUAUUUCUGUGGGUUGAUGGACUAUGGGGCGUGUCCGUCUUUGCUCCUCCCACAGCUUGUAGUGCUAAGGGGAAUGCCUCCCAGACGAGGCUGAAGAUAAUUCACGUUGUUUCAGUGGGGCAGAGUAGAAUGGGACGCACACAUAAGUGACCCGAUCCUGCACACACUGAAGGCAACGGGAGCUGGCGUAUGACCUACAUGGGAAACCUUCCUUCGCUCAACAGUUUGCAGGAAAGUGAACACUCUGAGCCCGCAUCUCAAGUGCCCUGCACCGUGUGUAAUCACUUAUAACUGUGCAAAGCAGGUAGGAGAUACCUAACCUUUGGUGUAAGAGACUGGGGCAGGGACCUGAGGUUUAGUUACUCCAAGGCACCUUUGUACAAUGGAGGCCUGACAUCUCAUUUGCACUAAGGCUCUUUUACAUCACCGUGGCAGCAUGCAGGGACUUUAAACGAAAGGAUUCUUUAUGCAGUGAGCAAGCUAUAAAGGAGUCUUAGCGCCACUCUGAAUCAGGUUGCCUCUAUUCUGGGGCCAUGACCCUUCCACAGUGUAGCAGCCUCAAGGUUGCUCUAACUUAAGCUUUGUUUCCCACCGUUCCUUAUGUAUGUGCCUUGGGACGCCAAGGCUAUUUGCAGGGCAUUCAGGACACCCCCUCUGAUUUGCUCCAGGGGGCUGGGAUGGUGUAGAGCUAUUAUGCCAGCUAUGGACCAGGGGGUGACAUUUGCCAGAGCGGUAUUAAGGGGCCUUGAUUAGCAUUUUACACCCAGUCACGUUUUCCUGGUUGUAAAUGCAAGGUGGGUGCAGAGGUGCUAUAGCAUAGUCAGUGAUAGUGGCACCCAUUUUAAGGCCCCUUUACACACUGAUGUAUAAGGGCCUUUGUAUAAAUGAGACACAGGCCCUUUGUUACCGGGAUGCUGGUUGGCUUUUGAAGAGUUACUCCAGGUUGAUGCUGUCGCCUUUAUUUUUCACUCUGUAAACCCCUUUUUAAAAGGUAAGUUCUUCUUUCAGUCGCAAUAACAACAUGAAGCCUGUAAAUUUAGUUGUAUCAGUUUCCUGCUUCCUUUCGAAUCUGCCACUUGUAAUUCUCUCAUUACCAUUGACCUCCCACUGCUGCUAACAUUUGUUGUAAUGUAACCAUAUCUAUUUGUUUUAGAAAGCUGGGCCUAUGCAGUAUUGAGAGGUGUGCUUUCUUUUAUUUUCAUGCUUCAUAACGUGGGAGAGACUGGUGCAGUCUAAUAGGGCAGCCUUUGCCUAGUGUUGCUUUUUUUAGCUGAUUUUUUAAAAUGUUUUUUUUUCAGUGAGCUUUACGCAGAUGGGUAGGAAAAGUUAUUUGUUCAAGUACAUUUUUAAAAACAGGACAAAUGCACAGAAACAAAGUUGUAGGGCUGGAGGCACUAGCUUAGGCUGUCCAAAUUAGUUUGUCGACAAACUUUUUUUUUUCCCCCCCAUGCCACUUCCUAGUUGGUAUUGUAACACUGCGCCGCUUUUUUCAAAGAUAAGGGCCAGAGUCAGACACCCUUACUCACAGGAAGUACCUUACUUCGUAGCAUUAAUGGCACUGGGAUUACUCAAGUCAUAAGGUAUUAUUAUUUGUAUAGCAGAACAAAUCAAUGAUUGGUGUUGGGUAUUGUGCAUAGAUUAUGGGUCCCAAUUCAGGAAAACAUCCUGACCCAAGCACUCGCAGAAGUUCCAUUGAAGUUGGUGGGAUUACGCACAUGCUUCCAGUUAAACUGGUUCCAGUCCCCCUUAUCUUACAACUUUUAGUAUUUGACAAGAAGCAAUAACAGAUGGCUAGAGGGGGGAACAGUCAGAUGAUCGUGAUUAGUGAAAUAACAAUGGUCGCAGCUGCCUAGUCAUAUCAUUGGUGGUAGUCACAAGAGCGGUACAGCAUGAGUAAGCCUACCCAAAUCUGGUCCAAAACAAUGAAGUGUCAGCUCCUCAGUGGAAUUUAGGUGCUUAAGUCCUGUACUUGCUCUGACAAGAAAGCAAUUUCAUUCUGGUUGUUUCAGAUGUGCAUUGUUUGCAAAUUCUUCCUUUCCAGUGGUGUGAGAGCCAUGUUACCCUUUCAACCUUUGUGGGGCGGAAACACUGUAUUUUCCAUAGCACUCCGAAGACUCAACCAUUUUGGGAAAACCACAGUAACAAACUGUGAAUGGUAUUUUAUAAGUAAGUGUAGAUAUGUAAGCCGUUCUUUUGAAGUAAGGUACUAUGAAAUAUGUAGCAUAAACUGGUACUGCUGUUAAAUGGGUCGAUUACUAAACUGAGCAGCUGUGUAAAGGGUAACUAACUUUGAAUGCACUAAAACAACCCGCCCUUUGAAGUUGAUACAACUUAGAUGGCCUGUGUAUAUGCUGGAAGCUGCCUUUUUAUAGGUUGAUUUUUGGAAGGGUUGGCUUGGAAUAUGUAGAGAUGGGCCCCAAAAUGAUACAGCAUAUCUGAGUGGCCCCAGAAAUUAGAGUUGAUGAAAAUAUUUUCUAAUGUUAAUGAAAAAAAAAUGUAGAAAUUAAAAAAACAAAGCAAUGUUCACAAAUUCUUUUUUUACCCAUUUUUCAGCCAAAGUGUAGAGCAGGUUGAAAUAUUACAAAUUUUGAAUAUAGAACUGGGGGAAAAAAAUCAGAAGAAUUGCUAUUUUCCCCAUUUCAACCCGCUCUCAUCCAAAUAUGGCUCUGAAAUCCACUGCUUAGGCUCACCUCUAUACAUUCCUCCCUCUGAAAAGGCUCAAGGCUGUAUGAUAGGUAGACUUUCAAAAGUUUGGCUUCAAUGGGCAUAGAAUCAAUGGAUCAGAUUCCAAGAAAGGUCACACCAGAGGAAUUAGAUGAGUCUACAAGAAUAGAUGCCCUAUUCGCAGUGCAAGAAAAUUGUUGAGUUCAUUGUCCUUUCCCAUCCCACUCCAUCUUCUCAUCAAAGCAUUCUCUUGUAGAGUCAACAUGGGGUGCUUAACCGGAGGUACCUGAAAAGGCAGAAAUUUAGAGUGUUAUAUUUUUUAGCCAAUUCCCUGUGUUCUUAAAGUGUAAAAAUACAAACAAAAAGAUCUCUGCCUUGUGAAGUACCUUCAAGGAAAAGAGAAGCAACACCAUGUUGGAAGAUGACCUCCUCAUUCACAUGACACGGUGCACUCAGAGUUAGCUACCUUUUGAAACAAACAAAAAAAAACUACUGUAUGUUACUUUGAAAAUGUGAAUAGUAUUUUUAUAGCUUGUUAAAGACAUGGCUAGUUGCAUUUGUAAAUAAGGAUAAUGUUGUUUUUAUUUUCUUUUUGUGGACAUCAUUAUUCAGAACAUAAUUGUCUUUAGGAUUGAUUUGUAUAUAAGUAAUUUGCUGGUGAUUUAUUUCCUUUUUUAGCUUUUGUUGGAGAUAUCAUUUUGACAUUCUGUGUGACUCUGUGUUUAGCACUAUUGUGGUAUGUUCAGACUUUCUGCACUUGCUUACACAGUAACGUAUGCCAAUUGUGUGUGGCGUAAUGUUACUUUAACCUUUUGUCUCAUAUUUCAGCUAUGAAGGAUUAUGCACUGUUAAAAUACAUACUGACUUGGGUUAAUAUUAGCUAUAUAUUUUAGUAUUAUUUCCCUUUGCCUUGAUUUUUCAUGUUGUUGUUUUUUUUCCUUUGGAGGCUGGGGAGAAACCAGUGGCUCUUUUCUUUGUCUGAUUAGGAUCUUCUUUUCAGUGUACACACUCCCAGAUCCCUCCUCCUGGUGAUAGCGCUUUUACCUGUUUGUUAAGACAAAUGUAGAUUGGGACCCGCUUAGCUCAUCCCCCACUGAUCAUCCCAGCCGAACAAUUUGAAAACUGUUCUGCAUUUUUGUUACAUGAAUCUGUCAGAAAUAUAUUUUUAAUUUAAUAUAAAUGAAAUUCAAUAAAAUAUGAAAGAAA
Messenger RNA from Chrysemys picta bellii (western painted turtle), 12899 nucleotides. RefSeq names its product erb-b2 receptor tyrosine kinase 4 (gene ERBB4). Gene Ontology annotation, molecular function: ATP binding; epidermal growth factor receptor binding; transmembrane receptor protein tyrosine kinase activity. Lineage: Eukaryota; Metazoa; Chordata; Testudines; Emydidae. Gene Ontology annotation, cellular component: signaling receptor complex; basal plasma membrane; plasma membrane. The record is from RefSeq and is a predicted model, not a curated record. Gene Ontology annotation, biological process: neurogenesis; multicellular organism development; cell surface receptor protein tyrosine kinase signaling pathway.